Cicer arietinum (chickpea) is the source of this 1052-nucleotide messenger RNA. RefSeq lists its product as uncharacterized. Gene Ontology annotation, biological process: mitochondrial electron transport, succinate to ubiquinone; tricarboxylic acid cycle. NCBI's taxonomy places the organism in Eukaryota, Viridiplantae, Streptophyta, Magnoliopsida, Fabales, Fabaceae. The record is from RefSeq and is a predicted model, not a curated record. Gene Ontology annotation, cellular component: respiratory chain complex II (succinate dehydrogenase); mitochondrial inner membrane.
CACGUGUCCUAGGUCACUAGUUUCGCAUAAAUUUUUGUCCAUCGAAAAAAUUAGCCAGCUUCUGGUCAUUCUUCAUCUUCAUUGCGGAAGAGGUUUGUUUGAGUAAAACGUGCUUGGAUUAACUCCUCAGAGAAAAAGAAUAAAAAAAUGCAAUCCGUAUCACUGAGACUGGGCAAGAAGCUCUCCAAUUCUCCGAAGCCUCUCUGGAGAAUCUCACCAAACCUCCUUGCUCACGCAUCAACUACCUCUUCCUCCUCUCCCCCACCGUCAUCUCCGAUCUCCGCCCCCGCCAACGGUACUACCUCCACUCUUAACAACCUCCUCACCGCUCCAUGGUCCGCUUCUCAAACCCGUGGAUUGACUUUUUCUGGAUCUGAUGUUAGAGUUGGAAAUCUGAUUGAAAAUCGAGGGCGCGCCUAUGAGGUUCUUAAACUGUAUCAAUCUCAUGAAGGAACUGGAAAAGCUGCUAUCAAGGUCCCACCUCACACUGUAGCUAGCUAUGCCACCGUUGCUACUACUACAGACGAUGACAUCAAAAGGAAGGAACGAAACAGUGGAUUGAGGAAUCAAGGCCUAACGACAAAGAGAGAGCAGCUCCUAAAAGUUACUGCAGCAGUUCCUCUUCUUUUAAUAUACCCAAACGCCUAUUCAUUGCUCCUGGCGAAUUUCUUUGUAUUCUGGCACAUAAAUGCAGGGAUCCAAGAGAUUUUGGCUGAUUAUGUUCACCAUGAGAUGACCAGGGAAUUUGUUUUCAUUUCUCUCAGAUUGUUCCUGAUAAUCGCAAUUAAGGAUGUUUUCUUAAAUUUUGUAUUUGUGUGAUUGGAUAGAGCAUAGGUUGUGCUGACACUGCCUUACAAUAAGAACUCCUUGAGGAGAAAACUUGAGAAACCUGUUGAAUAGUUUUUGUCGCUUCCGAGACUUAGAGGCGAGGCAACAUGAUUACUUCAUGAUUUAUCAAGUUUAUGGAUGCAUUAUAUUUUGCAUGUAUUCUGUUGCUAAUUAUGCAAUAAAAAUUGCAGUGGUGGAUAAUAAAGGCAUGCAUUGUUGUUGAA